GCGACGCGUUCUUGAUGGAAACUGCAACCAGCACACAACGCAACAGCCACAGCCAGCCCUUCAAAACCAUUGAUCAGGUAUCCCGAGACGCCCGUGAUAUGCCGGAUCCCACGCGUCGAUGAUAUCUAUUCCAGAUCCUGAGAAAUGGCUUCGGUCACUUCGCUAGGCCUCCAUCAGCCUACAGGACUUCAACAUGCGAUCCAAGAACGAUUCCUGCCUCCAGAACCACCUAGCACAUCCUACGAAUGGCACAAUCACUUCGAUAGCAAUGCCGAUUCCUCCUCCGAAGAUGACGAAUUGCUGGUGACCCCGCGGUGCGUGAUAUGGUCUCGGGGUGGGGUCUUUCGAAAAAGCUACAAUUUUGAUCUGGAGAAGGAAGAGGUCACCCAAGCUUUGUUGACAACAUUUCCGAGUGUUGGCCCUCUCGCUGCCAAGGAGAGGAAGGCGACACAGAAGAAGGGAAAUGCAAACCAGAGGGAAGCAGCAAUUGUCGUCUUUCUUAAGACUCAAGCACAUGUGUAUUUCCUCUCUGGCACGAGCCAUGUUAUACAUCUGCCGUUCGAGGUUGAGACCGCCUCUGCUGCUCCCAAUGGCCUCAUCAUUCAACGAAAAUUACGGGUUGACAAUCUCGUGCCUGCAUCUCUCAAUUUCCCGAAAGUGCCGCCGAACUCCUUCGUUUCCUCCCAACCAAAGUCAUGGUCUGCUGCAAGCUCGCAACUAUCAACUUUCUCCAUCGCAGACCUCGGGGCGCCGAAACAGAUGGCAAUGCCACAUUCGACACUGAAGGAUAUGUGGGAUCCGCCAGCACUGAAGAAUGACUCGAAUUGGCCAAGGCUCUUCUCAUUAUCGGACCCCCUUGCUGAAAUUGGGCUGGUUGUUGCCAAACCCGUCAAAUCGCCGAAUCGCGGACACAGGGGGAGCUCUGUGAAGGCAGCCGCGUUAGAUACUGCAGAAGAAAUACUCCAUGUGUCUCGUCGAGACGAGUUCUCUCCCAAGGACAGCAAGGACCCCCUCAUCCUUGCAUUGACUCUGAACCGAGAAACCAGUAUGUAUACGGUAUGGAAGGUCGCAUAUACUGGUGAAGAGUCAAGUCUGGGAGAGAAACAGAGGAUUCCGAGCGGUGCUAUAUCCCGUCGAAGAAGCUCCUUCGUCCCUGGUACGGGGACAGGGGCCACGACCCCCGUCAUGAACAGCCAGCAGACGUUCAGAGAAAGUCUGGGGGGCAAUCAACAGGACCUGAGGUCGAAGAAGAAUAAGAAUAUGCAAGAUGAGUCCCGAGACAGGCUUACUGAUUUUGCCUCGACUCUGGACCCUGACUUUGAGAAUACCACAAUUCCACGGAGGAAAUCUCGACGGGUGAGCUCGAUGCUUGCAAGAGCAGACUUGUCUGCGUCACAUGAGCGUUCUGCCUUCUCAGAGCUUGCAACUGGGCUUCAGCACUCCACCACCAGACGAGCAGAGUCUUUGGGCGGCCAACAUGCCAGAACAAGCAUUGGAAACCAUUCAGUAGUGAAUGGACAAAACUUUCAUCAAGCCUCGCACUUCAACAAUAGUCUUAACAACUAUUUGGAAGCGCCCGUUGAUGAUCUCCUGGACGAACUUCGAGCCGGUGGGGAUUUCGAGGGAUUCCACAAUAUGGGACUCGAUGACGAUGAAUUCGACGGCCUCAAGCAAGAAGUGGUCUUCAGCAAAGUGUGCCAAGUCCCCGCCGAACAUACUAACGUUCGAUACUCGAGCCAACAUCUUCCCGCGUCCAGCCAAUGCAAGAUUUUCACACUGACAGCUCCACCAUCUGCAGCGGAUAACAAGCAAGGAAACACCAUUGUUUACUGCGCGUUAGACACUAAGGAAAGGAAGCUUCUAGUGUUAACUCUCUUUGCGCAGAUCCAUAAGGCGAACGUUGACCUUUCUCCGAAUCAUGUCAAUGGCAUGAAAUCGGAGAGGGAAAUCACCGUGGUCACCUUGGGACCGACAAUGAGAGCGGACAACAUCAUCGAUGCGUGCAGGAUUGACGAUGGGCUGGUUUCCCGCAUUCUACUCCUGACUGACACUGCAGAUGGGUAUGGAGAGCUCACUCUGCAAGCACCAUGGUGUGGAUUGAUGAAAGUUCCACUCCCUCCGAAAUUUGCCGUCAGUAAUAUUCGAACUCUCAGUCAUAACAUUCUCCCGCGAGCGAAAAGGGAAGGUGGCUUUAAGAGGGUUCUCAGUCAGGGACCUCGAGCUCUUCGAGGUCUGAAGAACUCCAAACCAGGAGGUCUCGUAGAUCUCGUUGAUGAUGAAGGAAAGAUGCACCAGCUCCAGAUCCAACUGCAGCCUCGAAACCCCCAUGUUUGCAAAAUUCUUGAAGUGUGUCGAGGCGUUAUUCCAGGAGGAAGAGCGGGAGAAGGGACCCUCAAUGCAUGGUGGAAUGUCAUGCAAUGGCUCCGACUUGAGUCAGUAGAAGCAGAAGACCCUGAGUGGUGUGCUCUUGUUAUUGUUCUACUCUCCAUGGUAAUCAGCCUGGGUAAACUUUCGAAGCCGGCGAAGCACCACACACAUGCAAAGCAGAAGUCUCGAGCUGGCUUCUUACGAUCUAGCAGUGGUGCUCAAUCGGACCAGGAAAGCUGGGAGAUAAUGCUGGAACAGGAGGCCUUCAAUGGAAAUCCAUUGCCGUCUUGGGCUGACAAUUCUGGUUGGAGUUGGCUUGCUGAUGAUGCUGGCUUGAAUGAUGGCGACUCGGAGCCACUUUCGUUGUUUGGUGCAAAGAGCAGUGACAGAGACUCUUUUAUUAGAAGACAUGUGAAGCUCGCCAGAGACUUCGCAUGCACACAAUUCGGCCAGAAUGCAAUUUAUAGUUGUCUCCCGACGUCUCCUGACAGAGAGCGAAGUAUCGAGAGUCGGAAAGCUGCUCUCGUUGACAUUUUUACUUGUCUACAUCUUCUACGAGAAGAGCAAAGGCUAGAUACGACUACAGCCGAGUCAUUGAGUACUGGUGUGGCAAACUUGAGUCCAGUUCUUGCCCAGAUUGCCAGGUGGCUUGGCUGGGACAGUUGGAUACAACACUAUGAGUUUGAGGAGGCUUCCUUAAUUGAUACGGACUACGAUACUGAUUUCCCCAUCGAGUCCGUUGUUCCUCAACUGUUUGAGUGUCCGUCCAUUUACGACUGGAUACAGAAUUGUUUAGCCAGUCGUCGUCUGAUACCAUUCAUGACACUCCCAGAAAUGGUUGCUACUCGAUCCCCUGCUUCUAGCAGCAAUGCUCAUAACUUGAGUCAAUGGACCAGACUCACUCCAAGAACACUUAUGUUGGAGCGAUUCUUCUCUUCGAUGCAAAGCGACUGGUGCCCGGCCCAGUUCGUCGAGGCGUUGUUUGCUGCAGGCAUUGAUCUCCUCGUGCUGGAAACAUUACCCGAAGCUGUCCUAGCCCCUUUCCAAGAGGCCAUAGUCCAGUGUCAAAACGAACCUCCGACGUCUUGGAGCAAAGAUCUCCUUGCCCUUGUCGGCCGAGAAGACGUAAAUACGCUGUUGGUGCCGGGACAACAAGCGCGUCAUUCCAAGACGAGCAUAUUGGCUCCAUCCCACGAAGCAAGCUUGGAUGUCCACUCUAUUUGUUUAUUUACAGGAGAUAACGAGAGUACGGGAUCAUUUGACGGAUCUGCAGAAGUAGAUCGACAGGCCAUUACUCGGUCGAUAUUCAAAGACGAUCGAAGGAUGAAUGAAGCCUCAGCCAUCUUGAGCACUACGACACCUACUGUAGCACGCUGUAAAGCUGAACCACAAUGGACAGAAUCGGAGUUGCUAGAAGCACAAAAAGAACAUGCUCAGAUGCUAGCUCACCGGACACUGGCGAUUUCUUCUGGGCGGGGAUUAUUAUACUACAGCGCCCGAAUACCUCUCCUCACGCAACAAGUCAAGAUUAUCACCUUUAAUCUGAGCUGUAUAAUGAAACCGGACAACAUUAGUGUUGGAGUCGACAAAAGUGCAUUCACAGAAGAGAAAGUAUGCUGGGCUUUCUUCCAUGCAGGAGUUGCUGCUGGGCUCAGCAUAUCGCGUGAUGCAAAAGGAAUUGAUACUUCAUGGAUUCUAUACAACAAACCUCCAACGGAGCUCAAUAACCGCCACGCUGGUUUCUUGCUUGCUCUGGGUUUGAAUGGACAUUUGAAGUCUGUGGCCAAGUGGGUUGCUUUCAAGUAUUUGACUCCGAAGCACACGAUGACUUCCAUUGGAUUACUUCUCGGUUUGGCUGCAUCAUAUAUCGGGACAAUGGACUCUUUGAUUACCAGGCUCCUCUCUGUCCAUGUGACACGCAUGCUGCCCCCUGGUGCAGCGGAGCUGAAUCUUUCGCCUCUGACUCAGACGACUGGGAUAAUGGGCAUCGGUUUGCUUUAUUGCAAUACACAGCAUCGCCGAAUGAGUGAGAUAAUGGUUUCAGAAAUUGAGCACAUAGAUACUGAGACUGAAGAGGAGCCUCUACGAAAUGAGGGUUAUCGGCUUGCUGCCGGGUUUGCUCUUGGCUUUAUCAAUCUGGGAAAAGGCUCAGAUUUGAAGGGACUUCAAGAUAUGCGGCUCACGGAAAGACUCCUUGCUCUUGCGGCAGGCAGCAAGAAAGUUGACCUUGUCCAUGUUUUGGACAAAGCUACGGCUGCGGCUGUGGUGGCCAUUGUUCUGAUCUUCAUGAAAUCAGAAAAUCAAGUCCUGGCUCGGAAGAUCGACGUACCAGAUUCUCUUCUGCAGUUCGAUUAUAUCCGACCCGACAUCUUCCUCCUCCGAACACUUGCCAGACAUUUGAUUAUGUGGAGCAAAAUUGAGCCGUCUUUCAACUGGAUCAAGGUCAAUCUACCAAAAGCGUACCAAGAUCGAAGCAAGCUGGAAAGCGUCAAUAGCUUGACGAGUGAGGAUCUCCCAUUUUACGAUAUCAUUACCGGUCUUUGCUUCAGCAUUGCCUUACGAUUCGCUGGGUCUGCUUCCCUGGUUGUUAGGGACCUACUGAUCCAUUACCUUGAUCAACUGAUGCGGAUAUGCCGGAUCGAGGCGAACACUUUUGAUAAGAAGUUGACCAGAAAUACUGUGCGAAAUUGUCAAGAUCUCGUUUCUCUGGCAGUAGCGACUGUAAUGGCUGGUACCGGCGAUCUUGUCGUCUUCCGUCGACUCCGAUCAAUGCACGGUCGUGAUGACAACGAGACGCCAUAUGGUAGUCAUCUUGCAGCUCAUCUGGCAAUCGGUGCUCUGUUUUUGGGAGGUGGAACUUUUACUUUUGGCACGUCAAAUCUGGCAAUUGCUGCGUUGCUGGUGGCCUUCUAUCCCAUUUUCCCAUCAUCGGUACAAGACAACAAAUCUCACCUUCAAGCUUUUCGACAUUUCUGGGUGAUGGCGGCAGAGGCACGAUGUCUUGUUGCCAAAGACAUUGACACGAACUUGCCUGUUCCGAUUCCGGUCACGAUAACCCUUCGGAAUGGCGCACAAACUCAACGACAUACACCUUGUUUGCUACCAGAGCUAGAUCGGAUUAGUACCGUUCGUACGACAAGCCCGGAGUAUUGGAACCUUGUCCUCGAUUUUGAGCACAAUCAGACACACAUCGCUGCGUUUAAGGCUACUCAAACAAUAUAUGUGCGACGCCGACCAGCUCAUGAUGCCAACACAUCCGUAUUCCAAGCGACUUUACAAGCCCUGAAUGACGGUGCUGGCACAUCAUCCAACUCACUUGAGUGGCUGUUCGAACUUCCUGCCUUCGCAGGUCUCACCAAAGCAGAAAGAGCCCUGGUUCUUCCGCCUAAUCAUGGUGGUGCGAGUGAUAUCCAUGCUAGUACAGAUCAGACGGUUGUGGAUUCAAGGUUGGUGCUCGAGAAUGCAACUCUUGAUAGUGGGAAGAGAGAUCGACUGUUGGGCUUAAGAUUACUCUUCGACUGGGCGGAUCGGGCAACGAGUGAUGGGAAGGAUAUGCAAUGGAUACGAAGGGAGGUGGUAGAGAGAUUGAAGGCUAGGGUAUGGAUGCUAGGGACGGAGUAGGUGCAUUAUCACGGUGUUUUGAGUUGCUGAAUUGGGGCAGCACUGUGUAACGCAUUUUAGCGGUGAACGGAAAAGUAGCAUUUUGAGUGGAACCGCAGAUCUUGGCUAAGAAUGGUGAGAACUGCAAACCUUGAUCAAUGUCCUAGAGUAUACCACGUGCUCCGGAGAGGUAACAAGGUCCGACCCAG
Messenger RNA from Hyaloscypha bicolor E, 6176 nucleotides. RefSeq lists its product as uncharacterized. Gene Ontology annotation, molecular function: molecular adaptor activity. The record is from RefSeq and is a predicted model, not a curated record. NCBI's taxonomy places the organism in Eukaryota, Fungi, Ascomycota, Leotiomycetes, Helotiales, Hyaloscyphaceae. The transcript is spliced from 3 exons. Gene Ontology annotation, biological process: metaphase/anaphase transition of mitotic cell cycle; protein K11-linked ubiquitination; anaphase-promoting complex-dependent catabolic process. Gene Ontology annotation, cellular component: anaphase-promoting complex. The coding region runs from base 145 to 5988 and encodes 1947 amino acids.